AUGCCGCCAGAUCCUUGGUUUCUCAGGUCUACUCACCCUGUCUUUCUCCCCGCUCACUCUGCCCUAGUUCUACCCGAGGAUGAAUUCGAAAUAUUCCUUCAGAAAGACCUCAAGUCAAUGGAGGGUACCAGUGAAAGCAAUGAAGCAUACCAGCUUUCUGAGAAGACAGAAUCCAGCGAAGACUCGGAGGCGGUCGUCGUGUCGGAUGUAUCGACAACGGCAGAUGUCCGAGAAAUCUUGGAUGACAUAAAUAUCGACGUCGAUGAUUCUGAUUCGAAGGACGAUGCACCAUCCGACAUGCAGAACAAAAUGCUCACUGAGAACGCUGAUAUCGCCUACCGCUCCACAACUGAACCGCUUGUGGACCUGUUCACCGAGCUGGAGGAUGUGGUCUCUGGUCCUCGCCUGCUCGAGCUCCUGGAGAGAGCUUGGCGAGUCGAUCCCGUGGUGACUCUAAAGAUCAUCUUCAAUUCACGAUCGAUCCACCUGGGCAAGGCUUCUCGACAUACCUUCUACAGAUGUGCCGGCUGGUUGGCUAAGAAGCACCCUCGGACGCUGAUUACCAACCUGCCCUGGCUCAAUCGCCCACUUAUCCAGAAGAAAGCCGAGAAAAAAGAUGACAAGAGGAAGACUGACGAUGACUAUGACGACGAGUUGGUCAUUGUCGAGGAGGACUUGGACGACAAUGACCCUGCCCGCUUCGACGUCAAGAACGGCGUGGCCCAUGGGUACUGGAAAGAUCUGCUCAACAUUCUGGCCUUGCACGUCAAUGACAAACUCGACGUCCUGUCCAACCCACGGGAUAUCUUGAACAUAGAGCGAGAAGAGGACAAACGUCUCUGGCCCAAGACCCAAGAUGAUGCCAACAUUAUUCGCCACGAAAAGAGGAACGCACGGCACGACGCCGCUAUCAAGCACUUCAACAAUGAUUCCAUCUACCGCGCUCUGCACCUGGCCGUGGCGCGCCUCUUUGCCACACAGCUCAAGGCCGAUCUAAACCUCCUCAAAGGAGACGAUGCUAGGGCGAGACGCAAUAUCUCGCUCUGUGGCAAGUGGGCUCCGUCUCUUGAGCGCUUCCACGACAAGCACACCUCCGUCGCCACGUCGAUCGCCGAGAUUCUCCAUCCGCUGCCCGAGUUCACUGGCUUCGAUACGUAUGAUCCGGAAAAUAUCGACCAGCGUACGCUGUACCUGCGCCAUGCCCGCGAAGCCUACCGCAAAGACCUCGCAGCCCUUCGCAAGCACCUGGGGUGCGUAGAGCGAGACAUCACUGCCAACACGUACAAGAACAUCAAGUACGAGCGUGUCCCUUCGAUUGCAAUGAACAACUACGCCGCGUUGUUUGCCAGAAAAGACACGGACCGCUUCGAGCAGUAUGUCGACCAGGUGGCCACAGGCAAGGCACGGAUCUCGGGGGCCACUCUACUCCCGAGCACCCUGGUCAAGAUGGUACGAGAAUCACUGCGCACGCGGAAGAGAUCGUUCAGCCAGCUGGCCGGCGAUCGCAAGCACAAGGGGGCAAAGGACCUGGUCCAGGCCAAAAUGGAUGAGAUAACCGCCAAGAGCCUCGACGGCCAGUGGAAUACGCUUGUGCAGCGCACCAAGGACUCGGGGACGCUGCAGAACUGCAUUGCUGUGGCCGAUGUGUCGGGUUCCAUGGAAUCCCCAGCCUUCCCUGACAGGACCUGUCCCAUGGACUCAGCCAUCGGCCUGUCUCUCCUCAUCGCCGAGGUGUGCAAGCCGCCAUUUGGCGGCGCGUUCAUCACCUUCAGCACGAAUCCCAAGGUGGAGGAAGUCGAUCUCGCCCAGACGUUCCAGGAUAAGUACCUACAGCUCAAGCGAGCCGAGUGGGGCAUGAGCACAGAUUUUGAAGCCGUCUUCGAGAAGCUGAUCCUGCCCAUGGCGAUCCGGGACAAGCUGAAGCCCGAGGACAUGGUGAAGCGCAUUUUUGUCUUCUCCGAUAUGCACUUCAACAACGCGGUUGAUAGAACCGCAUCUCCCUGGGCCACGUCCUACGAGCGCAUCGAGAAACGCUUCCGCGAUGCAGGCUAUGAUAUGCCGGAGCUGGUGUUCUGGAACUUGGCCGGGGGUCGUGCUGGUUACAUGGGCGGCCAUUGGGGCUCUCAAGGGGACCCGACUGCCCCGAAGCCGGUCACAGCGGAACAGACCGGUACUGCGCUUGUCAGUGGCUAUUCCCAGGGUAUGCUGAAAGUUUUCUUGGACAACGGCACAUUUGAGGAUGAGGAAGAAGAGGAGGAGAUUGUUGAAAAGAUUGGCGAUGAUGGUGAAGUGAUUAUUGACAAGGCGAAGAAGCGGAAGCUGGACCCAAUGAGUGUCCUCAACAAGGCUGUUCGUCAUAAAGCGUACAGUAUGUUGCGUGUUGUCGAUUAA
This is a messenger RNA of Cryphonectria parasitica EP155, 2391 nucleotides long. RefSeq lists its product as uncharacterized. The coding region runs from base 1 to 2391 and encodes 796 amino acids. NCBI's taxonomy places the organism in Eukaryota, Fungi, Ascomycota, Sordariomycetes, Diaporthales, Cryphonectriaceae. The record is from RefSeq and is a predicted model, not a curated record. The transcript has 2 exons.